AUGGAAGACUACAUCCGCGGCGUCCUUUGCGGCUACUUGCAGGUGCAGAUUGGCACACGCGAUGAUGCCAAGCGGAGACGUACGUUUGUGGUGCUCUCGGAUUCGCGCAUGGACUAUUACCUGUCCGACCCGCGUCCGACAUUCACGGCCAAGAUUGACGCGACGUACUUCCUCUCGACCACAACUCGUCUUCAUUACUACUUGGAGCUGAAUCCUCGAGCCCCGCCAUACUCGAUCUGCCUGACCACAGACAGAGGCACCGAAGUCUACGUCGCCGACACGCAAGAAGAGGCCGACCUGUGGUAUCGUCACAUCUCCGAACGACUCGAAGCGCUUUCGACGAUGCUCAAGGGCCCCUUGAUGCUACGCAAAGAGCUCCCUGCGAACCAGCAAGUCAAACGCUUCGUAUUACGCACCAAAUACCGCUGGAAGGCUCGGUACGUGGAGCUUGGACGCUCGACACUUCGAUUCUGCAAACCCUCGGACCACAAGACGAAAACUAUGAAGCAGUUCGCACUCACCGGUACCAGCUUUUCCGGACAAGAGAGCACGACGUACUUGCGGCAGCUCUCGGUCUUUGCGUCGUACUCCAUCCCGGUCGAUCCGUCACCACAGACGCUGAGAAGUAUCAAGAACAUCGAGAAAAUGCGCCGUGAAAACGAGGACAGAAAUGGAGUCGAUACUGGAGACACGAGCUUGAAAAACAACGAAGUACGACCGAAGGGCUCGAACGUAGCAGCAUUUUACCCCUUCAUCGUGACAACCGGCCAGGCUUACAUCAUCCUGGCAGCCCCAACAGAACAGAUACGGACGCAUUGGAUCCUCGCUAUCCGAUUGCGAAUUAUCGCGUUGAAGUAUCGCCACAACGGUGGACCACGAAAACAACCGGGACUAGCAGGCAGCCAGGAAGCCAACCCGCAUCAAGUGCAAGGCUUCAUUGAAGCCCAGCCCAAACCUGGAGGGCCGUGGAAGCAGCACUACGUCGAGCUCGACAACGGGAUGCUGCGAGUGAAGAAGAGCGAGCGGAAGCUGGGAUCGAUCUUCGAAGUACAAUUGCUGCCAACUUGUCGAGUCACUCCACUACUGGACAAGGCCAACGCCUUCACCGUUCGCAGCCUCGGUUGUGAAGUAUCUUUCGCCCCAGGGAGUGCCGCAGAGGCACGUCGCUGGAUGGACGUGAUUCGCGGAGCUGCUGCUGCGGUGGAGCGAGCACGCUACCAACGUAUCUUCCAUGGUGACAUCCAGAGAUUACUGCGCAACAGUGUGAUCUACACGCUCGAUGUGGCCUCGGAGGCUAGUGCUGGUAUUGUCCUGGAGAAGCACAAGAAGAGGAUCUUCGCAUUGAGCCACGAGCCAGUUGUACCAAAAUCUCCGAGACGAGUUACAAUGGCAGCGCUCGUACGUCGAGUGAGUAUGCUGACGACUGCCACGUCCAGCGGCUCAGCCAGAACCUUGUCGCCAUCGUCGGGGUCGUCGUCCCCUGUCGAGUCGCCAACUCCGGCAUCAGAGAUUAACUAUUCGUCUGCCAUUAUCCCACAGGGAAGCGUGUUGGUCGGCAUCUCGCAGUUCGGCAUGAUGCACGACUCGGUCGACACCAUUUGGCACACGCUGCGACAGAAGAAGGGGUGCUACAAGCAGGCCAAGCGGCUGAUCUUCCGUGCUCCAGCCGUCAAGGAAGGCAGUCUCAAGGUGAAAUUCCGCGCUGCUGAUGAGUGGGUCCUCCACCGAUGCCGCAUGGCAAACGGCAUGUUCCGCGUUGAGGAUGCACAAAACCACAAGGGUGAUACACUGGUAGAAGUUGCGUUGCGAGAUUGUGAGGUCGAGCUGUUCAGCGACGAUGACUGCUUCAACGGUAUCAAGCUCACGGUGGCGACGAGCAACGCACUGGUGCGCUCGGUCGUGUUCAUGAACGUGGCUCUUGACGACGAUGCAUUCAUGUGGUUCGCCAUGCUCCACAUGGAGAUCUCGGUGGCCCAAGACAGCGCCCUCUUCCCGCUAAAUCCUGGGCCGAUGUUGAGCACUCUGGUUGGCGUACCUCCGUCGGGAACACCAACGGCAAGAGAGGAUAAGCUUGCUGCUGACCAAGCCAAAAGCUAUCGCGACUGCACCAUUGUGGGCACUCGCGUCGAAGAGAUCGAAAAGUAUUCACGAGAGCAGGAGCGGAUCUUCCUCAGCUCAGCUGACGUCACGCGCUUUUUCCAGCACUUGGACGCUGUCGGUUCGGGUAAAGUAUCAUCGGCAGGGCUUGUCUUCACCAUGAAAUUGAUCACGAAGCACAUUCGCGCGCGAAAGAAACACCACGGACACGAAGCUGCUCCUGAAUCGACCGAGUCGGGACCUCUCGACGGCUUUUUCACUGCGUUGGAGACAUUCACCUCGGAGGGCCGAAGCAUUGUCUGUCUCACUCCAGAUGAGUUUGCCACGGUAAUGUCCAAAGUGACCCACCCUGCCGUAGUCGAGCUCGUGCGAAAGGAGUCCCGCAACAAUAUCCAAUGUAUCUAG
Phytophthora sojae is the source of this 2502-nucleotide messenger RNA. RefSeq lists its product as hypothetical. The record is from RefSeq and is a predicted model, not a curated record. Lineage: Eukaryota; Oomycota; Peronosporomycetes; Peronosporales; Peronosporaceae. The coding region runs from base 1 to 2502 and encodes 833 amino acids. The transcript has 2 exons.